This is a messenger RNA of Callorhinchus milii (elephant shark), 8259 nucleotides long. It is a transcript of the gene dock3, whose product is annotated as dedicator of cytokinesis 3. Gene Ontology annotation, cellular component: plasma membrane; cytoplasm. The record is from RefSeq and is a predicted model, not a curated record. Gene Ontology annotation, biological process: small GTPase-mediated signal transduction. Lineage: Eukaryota; Metazoa; Chordata; Chondrichthyes; Chimaeriformes; Callorhinchidae. Bases 45 to 6176 code for a protein of 2043 amino acids. The transcript has 54 exons. Gene Ontology annotation, molecular function: small GTPase binding; guanyl-nucleotide exchange factor activity.
GGCUUGGGUUUGGUUGGGUUUGACCAACCGCGCGGUGGUACGAGAUGUGGGCACCGACCGAGGAGGAGAAAUUCGGUGUCGUGAUAUGCAGUUUCCGUGGGUCUGUACCUCAAGGCCUUGUCCUAGAAAUUGGGGAAACAGUUCAGAUUUUGGAAAAAUGUGAAGGAUGGUUCAGGGGGUUUGUAACAAAGAAACCUACUGUAAAGGGUCUAUUUCCUGCAAACUACAUCCACCUGAAGAAAGCUGCUGUUGCCAACAGAGGUCAGUUUGAGACUGUAGUUCCCUUGGAAGAUUCCAUUAUUACUGAGGUCACAGUCACAUUACAAGAAUGGUCAAUCCUCUGGAAACAACUAUAUGUGAAACACAAGGUGGAUCUAUUUUAUAAAUUGCGCCAUGUAAUGAACGAACUGAUUGAUUUGCGGAGACAGCUUCUAUCUGGGCACCUGACCCAGGACCAAAUCCGUGAUGUCAAGCGGCACAUCACGAUCCGCCUGGACUGGGGCAAUGAACAGAUGGGCUUGGACCUGGUUCCGAGAAAGGAAUUUGAAACAGUUGAUCCUGACCAGAUAAGCGUGGCAGAUCUCUACAAACUACAUUUGUCCAGCAGACACAGCAUACAGCAAAGUACAUCACAGAUAGACACCAUGAGGCAUCGACAUGGUGACAUGUGUCGCAUGCCUGUUCCUCACCAUCUCUUCCUCAAUCUGAAGAGCUUUACGUACCAUACCAUUGGAGAAGACACAGAUAUUUUCUUCUCUCUUUAUGAUAUGCGAGAAGGGAAACCAAUCAGUGAGAGGUUUAUGGUGAGACUGAACAAGAAUGGUAUGCCAAGGAACCCGGAAAAAAACGACCGCAUGUGUGCAUUAUUUACGGAUCUCAGUAACAAAGAUCUGAAAAGGGAUCUCUACAUAGUCGCUCAUGUCAUACGAAUAGGUCGAAUGUUAACAAAUGAUUCUAAAAAAGGCCCUCCUCAUGUGCAGUAUCGGCGCCCAUAUGGCUGUGCAGUGUUGAGUAUGGUGGAUGUUCUGCCAUCUAUUUCUGAACUCAAGGAAGAGAAGGAUUUUGUUCUGAAAGUUUAUACGUGCAACAAUGAAAACGAAUGGUAUCAAAUCCAUGAAAGUAUCAUCCGGAAAUCCAGCACCAAGUAUACUCCAGCCAGCACAAAUUAUGGUAUGAUCAUCUCCCUGCAACUGCUGAGAGGUGACAUGGAUCAUAUCCGUAGAGAGAAUCCCAUGAUCUUCAAUAGGGGAGUGGCAGUUACUCGGAAACUGGGAUUCCCUGAUGUUAUCAUGCCAGGUGACAUCAGGAACGAUCUUUAUCUCACCUUGGAGCGAGGGGAUUUUGAGCGGGGAGGAAAGAGCGUGCAGAAGAACAUUGAAAUAACUGUAUAUGUUCUCUAUGCAGAUGGAGAAAUUCUAAAGGAAUGUAUCAGUCUUGGGUCUGGAGAACCCCCCAUGACUGACCAUUGUUCAUUCGUGCUGUACCACAACAACAGUCCACGGUGGGGAGAGAUUGUCAAACUGCCCAUCCCUGUUGACAAGUUUAGAGGCUCACACCUUCGAUUUGAGUUCCGACACUGUUCCACAAAAGACAAAGCAGAGAGGAAGCUUUUUGGCUUUGCAUUUACCCCACUGAUGCGAGAUGAUGGCACAACUCUUUCAGAUGAUGUCCACGAACUAUAUGUAUACAAGUGCGAUGAGAAUAGCACUUUCAGUAACCAUGCACUGUACCUGGGCCUUCCCUGCUGUAAAGAGGACUUCAAUGGCUGUCCUAACAUCCCAUCCAGUCUCAUAUUUCAGCGAAGUACAAAGGAGUUCUUUUGGAUUUCAACUCUGCUCUCCUCUACCAAACUCACCCAGAAUGUUGAUCUCCUAGCCCUUUUGAAGUGGAAGGUGCAUCCAGACAGGGUGAUGGACAUACUGGGGAGGUUGCGCCAUGUCAGCGGAGAAGAAAUAGUUAAAUUUUUGCAGGAUAUUUUAGACACACUGUUUUCAAUUUUAGAUGACAAUACAGAGAAAUAUGGACUUCUGGUAUUUCAAUCUUUGGUAUUCAUAAUAAAUUUGCUGAGAGACAGCAAGUAUUUUCAUUUCCGCCCUGUGAUGGAUACCUACAUUCAGAAGCACUUCUCUGGGGCGCUGGCAUACAAGGAGUUAAUCAGAUGUCUAAAGUGGUAUAUGGACCGAUCUGCUGAAGUGGUGAGACAGGAUCACAUUCAAGAUGCAAUGAGGGCCUUGGAAUAUUUGUUCAAGUUUAUCGUACAGUCGCGGAUUUUGUAUUCAAGAGCGACAGGUGGGGUAGAAGAGGAGCAUUUUCGUGCCAGUAUUCAGGAGCUCUUUCAGUCCAUCCGCUUUGUGCUGAGCCUGGACAGCAGAAGUUCUGAAACUCUCAUCUUCACACAGGCAGCUCUACUCAACUCUUUCCCAGCGAUCUUUGAUGAGCUGCUGCAAAUGUUUACAGUUCAAGAGGUGGCAGAGUUUGUGAGAGGGACACUGGGCAGCAUGCCCAGCACAGUGCAUAUUGGCCAGUCGAUGGACGUCGUCAAGCUGCAGUCCAUCGCACGGACUGUAGACAGCCGACUCUUUUCCUACACAGACUCCCGGCGGAUCCUGCUGCCUGUAGUUCUCCAUCACAUCCACUUGCACCUGCGACAACAGAAGGAGCUGCUCAUCUGCUCAGGGAUUCUCAGCAGCAUCUUUUCCAUCAUGAAGACAAGCUCCCUGGAGUGCUCAGUAUCAGAAGAAGUGGAGAUGAUGGUUGAGAGCCUUCUCGAUGUUCUGCUCCAGACCUUGCUAUCUAUUAUGAAUAAGUCCCAGAUGGCGGAGGCGGUAAGAGGACAGCGCUGCCCACAGUGCACGGCAGAAAUCACUGGGGAAUAUGUCACUUGCUUACUUUCUCUGCUUCGGCAAAUGUCAGAUAACCACUACCAACAGUUAUUGGAUAACUUCCAGAGCAAGGAAGAGCUAAAGGAGUUCCUGUUAAAAAUAUUCUGUGUAUUCCGUAAUUUAAUGAAGCUCAGCGUCUAUCCACGGGAUUGGAUGGUGAUGAGACUACUGACAAGCAACAUUAUUGUCACAACAGUCCAGUACCUGUCUCCUGCAUUGCAUAAGAAUUUCACAGAAGCAGAUUUUGAUUUCAAGGUAUGGAACUCAUACUUUAGCCUGACUGUACUGUUUAUAAACCAGCCAAGCCUUCAACUGGAGUCUGUAACACCAACCAAAAGAAAGAAGAUUCUAGACAAAUAUGGUGACAUGAGGGUGAUGAUGGCCUAUGAGCUGUUCACUAUGUGGCAAAAUCUGGGUGAAAAUAAAAUACAUUUUAUUCCUGGGAUGAUUGGGCCAUUCCUGGGAGUCACUCUAGUGCCACAGAUCGAGGUGAGAAACGUAAUGAUCCCAAUCUUCCAUGACAUGAUGGACUGGGAGCAGAGAAAGAAUGGCAACUUCAAACAGGUGGAAGCUGAGCUGAUCGAUAAACUUGACAGUCUGGUGUCAGAAGGAAAGGGAGAUGAAAACUACCGAGAGCUCUUCAGUCUCCUCACCCAGCUCUUUGGGCCAUAUCCUAGCUUAUUGGAGAAGAUUGAGCAAGAAACUUGGAGAGAGACUGGUGUUUCCUUUGUCUUGUCAGUGACCCGUUUAAUGGAGCGGCUGCUUGAUUACAGAGAAUGCAUGAAAGGGGAUGAAACAGAAAAUAAGAAGAUUGGUUGUACUGUAAAUUUGUUGAACUUUUACAAAUCGGAGAUAAACAAAGAGGAGAUGUAUAUCCGUUACAUCCACAAACUGUGUGACAUGCAUCUCCAAGCUGAGAAUUACACGGAGGCAGCGUUUACGUUAUUACUGUACUGGGAGCUGCUUCAGUGGGAAGACAGACCUUUGCGGGAGUUCCUGCACUACCCAGCACAGACAGAGUGGCAUCGUAAGGAAGGCCUUUGCCGCAAGGUUAUCCACUACUUUAACAAGGGGAAGUGCUGGGAAUAUGGAAUCCCUCUUUGUCGAGAACUGGCGAAUCAGUAUGAAGUGUUCUAUGACUACCAGAGUCUCAGCUGGAUUCGGAAAAUGGAAGCAGCGUAUUAUGACAACAUUAUGGAACAGCAGCGACUGGAACCAGAAUUCUUCAGAGUUGGGUUUUAUGGCAGGAAAUUUCCAUUCUAUCUUCGAAACAAAGAGUUUGUGUGUCGAGGGCACGAUUACGAGAGGCUCGAAGCCUUUCAACAGAGAAUGCUGACUGAAUUCCCACAAGCCAUUGCUAUGCAGCAUCUCAACCAGCCCGAUGAAUCUAUCCUGCAGUCAGAUGCACAGUACCUUCAGAUUUAUGCCGUGUCACCAAUUCCUGAGAAUGUGGAGGUGCUGCAGAUGGACAGGGUCCCUGAUCGCAUCAAGAGCUUCUAUCGCGUAAAUAAUGUCAGCCGGUUUAGAUAUGACAGGCCCUUUCACAAAGGCUUAAAGGACAAAGAAAAUGAGUUCAAGAGCCUCUGGAUUGAGCGAACCACACUGAUUCUAACACAUAGUUUGCCUGGAAUUUCUCGUUGGUUUGAAGUGGAGAGGAGGGAAGUGGUGGAGGUCAGCCCACUGGAGAAUGCCAUCCAAGUCGUGGAGAAUAAAAAUCAGGAGUUACGUACUCUCAUCAGCCAAUAUCAGCACAAGCAACUGCAUGCCAACAUCAACCUUCUCAGCAUGUGUCUGAACGGGGUGAUUGAUGCAGCGGUCAACGGAGGAAUAGCCAGGUACCAAGAGGCAUUCUUCCAAAAGGAGUAUAUCAUGAGCCAUCCCGAGGAUACUGAGAAGAUAACCCAGCUUAAGGAGUUGAUGCAAGAACAGGUUCAUAUCCUUGGAGUGGGAUUGGCAAUGCAUGAGAAGUUAGUGCACCCAGAAAUGCGUCCCCUGCACAAAAAGCUAAUCGAUCAAUUCCAAGUGAUGAGAUCCAGCCUUUGUCAUGAUCUCCCUGGUGUAGAGAGGAUCAGCCCAGCCUGCUCUGGUGCCAGCACACCACGAGGCAGCAUCCUGUCCACUCACAAUUCUAUGAGUCCAGAAAGCAUCAAGCUCGUCCACAGGCACAGCCCACUGAACCUGAUUGGCUCCAAUAGGCACUCUUCAUCCUCCCUGUCUUCACAAACCUCGAGUGAAGUGGGGAACCUCAUCAUCCUCACCGAUGGUCUCGGUGGAGAAACUCCUGAUGAUAUUUACCGCAUGCAGGCGAGUCCCUCCACCUCCAGCCUGAGCUCCACACAUUCCGCACCUUCACAGCUGAUCAACUCUGCCCCGUCCAGUGCACGCGGUUCCCCGUCACUAUCUGAUAAGUAUCGCCACUCACGGGAGAUUGUCAUGUUGCUGCCUCCUCACAGGGACAGGCCAAGUAGUGCCAUGUACCCGACCAUGAUGGAAAAUGGACAGCCUCCUAGUUUCCAGCGAGCCCUGAUCCAGCAGGUGGUUGGACCGUGCAAACCUUGCAGCGAUCCUAAUCUCUCUGUUGCUGAAAAGGCGGUCCCAGCCACUCCCAGUAGUUGGAGCCUAGACAGUGGAACCAGAGAUACUAUGCCGUUUCUUUCAGCACAUGUGGGCACUAUCAUAGCACCACCUGUACCACCUCGGUCACUGCCACCUGGUCACUUUUCUAUGAAUUUUGAUGCAUUCCAUCAUCAGAUGAGUGACAUACCGCCCGCACUGCCUGCACGAACCCUGCGCAAGUCUUCACUGCAUCCUAUCCCUGCAUCACCGACCAGCCCCCAGUCUGGGCUUGACGGGAGUAAUUCAACCCUGUCUGGCAGUGCUAGCAGCGGCGUGUCCUCGUUGAGUGAAAGCAAUUUUGCCCACUCAACAGAGCCGCCACGCAUCGACACCAUUGACUCUGUUCCCAGUCAGACCUGGAUUCCGGAUGAAAAUGGAGAAACUCCUUAUAUGCCAGUGCGGUACAGCCUGUCUGAACCAGACGUGAUUGAAUCGGUGAAGUCUCAGCCAUGUCGCAGCCACUCUGCUCCCAGUGGGGUUAUUCCUCUGGAGACAAAAGAACCCCCAGCCUUGCCUCCAAAACCCUACAAUUCCAGGCUUGCGUACACAGACACUGAAGAGACCCUUAAUGAAGAAAGUAGGCCAAAGCCUUUUCCACGCAAACUCUCUCAGGCUGUCCUUGGUGGUAAAGAGGAGCAGGCCAAGGUACCGUGGGAACAUGGUAUUAGUCAAGAAUAGGCAAGUUGGCUCUGAAAAACAAAGUCCUCUCUGGUUCUCUCUCGGCUACCUAACCAUCUUCAUUUCUUGCAAACAGACUGUGUCUUUGAGAAGGGACUUGCUGUAGACUAAUAUUUUAUUUCUCUGGGAAGUAAGGCCUCUCAGUUUGUGGUCUGGCUGUUCUUUGAAUACAUUCACAGUUGGAAGGUACCUGUAGGAAUAGGAGAGUGUUUUGAAGAAUCCUCAACCCUUCCAGUUACAUUUGGGGAAAAUUCCUGACGUAAUCAUGCACUUCAUUUAAAUUGUUUGAAAAAUAAAGUUUGGGAGUCUAAUUAUGAUUUACAAGGAUUGGGAACACGAAAGGGAACAUUAAAUGUUCACCAAGUGGUAGUGAUUUCAUUACAUAGUCAUUUCAUUCCAUUUUACCAAAUCCUCUCUCAAUUUUCUUUCCCUGAAUGUUUUUCUGGAUCUUAGAUCUAGGAAUUUGACAUCAACUCACGUCAGUCUACUCUGUUGCCUAGGGCAGUGCAGUCUUGCUAAUAAUAUAGGUUAAGAUGUCACAGAACACCUUUAUUUAAACCAUGACAAAACUAUCAAUACUCUUUUCUGGAAAGCAAGAAAGAAAGAUCAUUGGAACCCUGCAGAGGAGUGCAAAAGUAAUAUCCUGAAAUCUACUUUGAUUUAGUUAACCCCAAAAGUUAAAUACUGUGCAAAGCAACGUGGUAUUAUAGGCUAUUGUGGGUUCAGAUAGAGUAGGUCUCAUUGUUAGAAGAUUAACUUUUAAAUUCAUCGGUUUAGAAUCACCUUUGGAAUCAACAUCUCAACACCAUUACGUGAAGAAUUUUGGAAGCCACUAUUAUUAAAGGAAUUUUUCCAAUUGGAAUCUACCGAACAAUUCUGGAUAAUCAAAGGGGAUAGCAGAUAUCUUAGUUGUAAUGAUAUUUACAAUAUCCAGUAUUUAAAUCUGAGAUUAUCAUGUAAAUAGUGUUCGAUGAAGAUUGCUCUUUUCAAGUCUAGAUUUAUUUGGAGUCAGCUUUGACUUCCAGUACCAGCUUCUUAUAAUAGAAUAUCUCAGAUCAAAAUGUUGAGGGGAGGGGGGGUGGUGGGCAGGAGAAAACAUAAGUGUUAGUAUGGUCAGCAGUUUGUGUAGUUGGGAAAGUAAAGGGCAAGUAUGGUGCGGUAUAACCCACUCAUUCAUUUUGUUGUCGUGUUUAGCAACUUUCCAUUGUGCUGUAGAAGAAAGCUGACAUUUAUCAAAUGUUUUAAACAACAAGUGGCGCACACUAUCACACGCUACCUUGUCUGGUAUAUAUGCCAAAUAACCUGGCAAAACCCCUCCAAAAUGUGAGAGUAUUUGCUCCCAUCUACUUGGAUAAUGUACAUUUGCGAGGCUUGCUCUGCCUGUGUAGAUUAAUCUAUUAAAAAAAAUUUACAAUCUUAUUUUAACAUAAUGAAUCACGUCACAGUUAAAUUGUGUUAGGUUAAUACGUGACUUAGUGUGAGAAAUCAUCAGUGAGAAGCAUAUAUGUCUGUAGGACAGGUAUUAGGGAAAAAUACUCAUUGCACUUAUCCUCUGCCUAGCUGGUGUGCAUUUGAUCCAAUCACAAGUACACAGACAGAUGCAUCACCAGGCAGAAUGGAAGCUUUUCAUGAAUCAUAAGCACAUAUAAGUCUUAACAUAAUGCCCCAGAAUAUGUGACAUCAUUUUAAAUUGAAUAAUGCCUUUAAAGUAUUUUUCUCAAAGAUGGUUUAGAAUGAUUCUUGAUUUGUCAGAUAUACGCACACCUCUUCAACACAGGGUGUCCUAAAAUUUUGCUUAUUGCAAUCCGUUAAAGUAACAUCAGUAUUAUCGUGUAAAGAGGGGCAGAGUGUGAUGAUGGUUGGAAGCAGUAAGUAGUCUGUGCUAAUGAGCAACUGAUCUGAAGAUGUAGCGGUUCAGUUUGUUUAGCUAUAUUUAUUUUAUGCUUCCAUGCAAAACUACCCAUGUAGCAUCAUCGAUGUGUGAAAUUAGUAAAUGAAGUGCUCUUAAUAAUUACUAUAGAAUCCUACCAAGGAAAAAAAUAUAUUUUUAAACCCACUUAAACAAACAUUAGAAAAGAAAAUU